AUGAGCGUCAUAUCAGAUGCACCCACUACCACUCCCACCAGAACCGGUGCUUUACGCACCUGCGAGGAGCAGCUGUCCCGCUUAAACCAACAGCUAUCAGCUGGCUUCACUGCGGUCAAUGGAUAUCGCCACAAGGCUCCACCAACCUCCCGGUCCGAUCCCUCAGCGCAAGAUGCCCGACCCUCUGACCAGACCACGUCCGCCGAGCCGCCCAUCGACACUCCCAGCGCAACCCAAGAGACCGAGCCGCUGAAGCUUGGCUAUUCCAACGAUGGCACUCCUGCCUUGAAGGUCCUCGCGCAUGGCUGGCGAAGUGAUCUCAGAACCUCCUUCCCACCUCAGGACAGUACCGCCACCGAAGCAGAGAAGCGCAAGCGGUCCGACUCAACGCUUGCUGACGAUAGUCGCGGGAGCCGCCAUUCUCAGAGCAAUGGUGACGGCCCGUCGUCGCCUAAGCGACGUAUGACCAACAUAGAUUCUGCCAUUGAUUUGACAUCACCUGACCAGCAAACGCAAGUUCCACGCGCAUUCUCAACUGAUCGCUGCCUCUCGGAAGUUAGGCGAGUAGCUACCACCUCACGUGAACCUUCGCCAGCACAAAGGCAUGUCCGCGGCCGGCCGGUCCCGCCGCCGCGUCCAGAAGUCGAGCAGGUCCAGGAAGAGUCCCUCAGGAGGUUUCUGCGUGUGGAAGAGGAAGCUCAGCAGCGAGCCAAGGCGCAAGCUGAUGCUGAUGCCGAAGCUGCUGCUGCUCAGAAGCGUGCGCAAGUCGAAGCCGAAGCGCAGAUGAGAGACGAGGCGAAGCCGAGGCAUCAUUCUCCUCCCGAUGAAGAGGACGACCCGAUGACGCCGCCGGAGCAUGCACAGAAUUAUCAGCAGCAUGGCUAUAGUCCGGAGCGCAACGAGCAGGACUAUGAUGCCAAGCGCCGAAAGCGUAACUUUAGUAACCGCACCAAGACUGGAUGCCAUACUUGCCGGAGGCGGAAGAAGAAGUGCGACGAGGCUAAACCAACGUGCGCGAACUGUGAACGCAGUGGUCACUCAUGUGAAGGCUACGGUCCAAAACCAUUAGCCGGGUCUAAAGUGCAAUCCGCCGCAAAAACACCGGUGGCGUUGCAGGCGAAGGGUACCACCUUCGAAGGCGUGCCACAGCAAGUACCCACACCGUACGUCCAACAAGUCCCAGUGCCGGAAUCGGCGCCUUCGUAUUCGCAUUGGGGUCGUAUUCCUAGCAAGGAGGAAGAGGCGAACAUGCACCACCAUCACCCCCUGCCACCUCCACAGUACCCACGGUACACGUCGCACGAAGAUUCGCACGCGGGUCAUUACGGCAGACCAAGUGUACCUAGAGAUCCACUACCUCCGUACAGCAAUGAGCCGCGUUACCCACCAAUGGAGUAUUCUGCGAUGCAGCCGAUGCACCCCAUGUACGCGCACUCUCACCCUUCUCACCAUCCGCAGCCGCCGCUACUUCCACCACCAUCAUCAUAUGGGCCACCACCACCGCUUCUUGAACCGAUCCCAGGCGACCCAUACCGCCAUUCCAUGAUCCCCUCCGCCCCCGUCAGCUCUCACGACAGCAACAGUCACUCCUCUACCUCCUCCCUUCGCACAGCUGCGUUAGCCCUCGCUCGACGGGACAAGUACAGACUCAGCGAAAAGGAGAAGAUGCUCCUUGGCGAGCCAUUUUUAGCCUACGUCGACCGCGACCUUGUCAGCGAUCGCAAAGAAUGCAAAGCCGCGGUUGAACGCUACAACGACGCCGCCAAAGCUAGCUUGGGCUCAGGCCACGGCGAUCGCGCACGCCUCUUCAACCAUAUCGUCGACCCUACUGCGCGGCCGGAAGAACGCAGCCGCAGAAGACAUCCAGAUGACCCUUAUAAUGGCCCCAAGGGUUCAGCAGGGGAAGGCACGGCGGUAGAGACGCCGUUCAUAUGUGACUAUGGGUACAAUAUCCACCUUGGCAACAAGGUGCACAUACAUUCCGGGUGUAUUAUGUCGGAUCCCUGUCGAAUCACCAUUGGGGAUCGCACGGUCAUUGGGCCUAAUGUGCGAUUCAGAGGCGUUACGGCGAGUUUGGACAUCAAGGCUAGGAAGGGGAACAACAGUUGUCUGCUUGGCGGACCCAUCGACAUUGGCGAGGAUUGUGUGAUUGGAAGUGAUGUUGUCAUCCUGCCGUUUCGCACGAUUGGCAAUGGUGCGGUGGUUGGGGCGGGGAGCGUGGUGACCAAGGUGGGUCUGUCGAUUGAGUUGAUGAGGGGUGGUAGGUGCUGA
This is a messenger RNA of Baudoinia panamericana UAMH 10762, 2271 nucleotides long. RefSeq lists its product as uncharacterized. Gene Ontology annotation, biological process: regulation of DNA-templated transcription. The record is from RefSeq and is a predicted model, not a curated record. The transcript is spliced from 3 exons. The coding region runs from base 1 to 2271 and encodes 756 amino acids. NCBI's taxonomy places the organism in Eukaryota, Fungi, Ascomycota, Dothideomycetes, Mycosphaerellales, Teratosphaeriaceae. Gene Ontology annotation, molecular function: acetyltransferase activity; zinc ion binding; DNA-binding transcription factor activity, RNA polymerase II-specific.